UGCGGCGGCGGGAAUAAUUUCAAAUUUGAGUUACGCGGACAGGUCUACCAACAUGGUGUAAAAAAACACAUAUCGCCAAUCGCCAUUGUUCUUUUGGUUUCCGAUUGUACAGGCAUCGCUAGAAUAUGACUUGUAAGAGGCGCAACGGAGGACGUGCCAAGCACGGACGCGGACACGUUAAGCCAGUGCGAUGCACCAAUUGUGCACGUUGUGUCCCAAAAGAUAAGGCAAUUAAGAAGUUUGUCAUUCGUAAUAUCGUCGAAGCAGCUGCUGUGAGAGAUAUUACGGAGGCAUCAGUGUAUUCUCAGUAUGUACUCCCAAAACUUUACGCCAAGUUACAUUACUGUGUGUCCUGCGCUAUCCACAGUAAAGUCGUACGUAACCGAAGCAAGAAGGAGAGGAGAAUCCGUACACCACCCCAACGCAACUUCCCCGGACGAGACAACGCCCGAGUUGCUCAGCCUGUUAGAAAGUAGAAUUUCUAAUAAACAAUUUAUCUAGUAA
This is a messenger RNA of Photinus pyralis (common eastern firefly), 504 nucleotides long. It is a transcript of the gene RpS26, whose product is annotated as 40S ribosomal protein S26. NCBI's taxonomy places the organism in Eukaryota, Metazoa, Arthropoda, Insecta, Coleoptera, Lampyridae. Gene Ontology annotation, cellular component: ribosome; cytosolic small ribosomal subunit. The record is from RefSeq and is a predicted model, not a curated record. The transcript is spliced from 3 exons. Gene Ontology annotation, molecular function: structural constituent of ribosome; mRNA binding. Gene Ontology annotation, biological process: translation. The coding region runs from base 126 to 476 and encodes 116 amino acids.